UUCUGUCAGUGCUGGAAAAGCGACGGAACACCAGUGAGUCAGCCAUCAACCCAGACUAGGAAAUGUGACUGCAUUUUGCACAAAAAUAGGGUUACCAAUGUUGGUUCACCCAGUAAUCUAGGUGUCGUAAUCGGCGCAUAUGUGCCCCAAUGCGCGCCCGACGGAGGCUAUGCUAAGAAACAGUGUCACGCGUCGACCGGUCACUGUUGGUGUGUCAACGACUUCGGCGCUCAAAUCGGACAAAAGACUCGCUCAACCGUCACCUGUCGCUAACUAUAGCACAAUUGUUAUCAAAACUAUCAAAUCAUAUAUUUUCUAACUAACGAGUAAAUGGGCUUUAAGGGUGGAAUCAAAAACAAAAGUUGUUUAAAUGACUUUCUAAUAAAUUGCAAAUUCAUUGCAACUUGAAAAAUAAAAUUCUCUUAAAAUAAUGUUAUAUUAAAUUAAUACUGAAUGACCGAUAUAUGUGGUAAAUAUAACUCCGAUUUUAUUGUAUUUGAGUAUAAAUUUUGUAUCAAAUGAUUAAUUGAAUAAAAAAUACAGACAAAGGAUUCGCACAAUAAGUAAAAGUAUAGAAA
This is a messenger RNA of Oppiella nova, 578 nucleotides long. NCBI's taxonomy places the organism in Eukaryota, Metazoa, Arthropoda, Arachnida, Sarcoptiformes, Oppiidae. The record is from the annotation of a GenBank genome assembly.